Engraulis encrasicolus (European anchovy) is the source of this 225-nucleotide messenger RNA. RefSeq names its product protein TUNAR-like. The record is from RefSeq and is a predicted model, not a curated record. Lineage: Eukaryota; Metazoa; Chordata; Actinopteri; Clupeiformes; Engraulidae. The transcript is spliced from 2 exons. The coding region runs from base 1 to 225 and encodes 74 amino acids.
AUGCCCAGUGCUAUGGUCCUCCUGAUGCUGUGCAAGAUUGGUCUGAGAGGAACACUGAAAACGACUUUUUCUGGGAAAAUGGUAAACGCUGUCCUCGGUGAUGAAGAAAGGGGAAUUCAAGACAAAGAGGGCACGGAGGAGUCCAUCUUGGCCCUGCUGGGUAUCGCCGGGACCAUACUGAACCUAGUGGUCAUCAUCUUUGUCUACAUCUACACAACCUUGUAG